Messenger RNA from Rotaria sp. Silwood2, 1365 nucleotides. The record is from the annotation of a GenBank genome assembly. Lineage: Eukaryota; Metazoa; Rotifera; Eurotatoria; Philodinida; Philodinidae.
AUGCAUAUCAAGACAACGGGCUGGAUUGCUUUGGUUGGCGGAAUGACGGGCGCUGACAUUGGCGUUGGAUGGGUCGACAGUGCGGGAGCUCUUCAUUUCCAAGAUCGAUAUGCACGUAAUUUCUCAAAGCCAAUUAUAGAUAGUACAACGAAUGAUUGGAUUGGUCUCCAAGGUCGUGAAGAAAAUGGAUGGACAGCUAUUCAAUUUAAACGUUUACUUGAAACCUGUGAUUAUAUGGAUGUGUCAAUAAAGACUGGAACCAAUAUUGUCAUCUUUGCUUAUGGCAUUUCUGAUCCAGAUCAACGUCAAUCGAACGGAGAUAUUUCCUAUCAUGAGAAUCGACGCGGAACACGUAUGAUUCCACUCCGUUCCUAUGACAAUCCACCUCCAGAAAACACGUUUGAUGGACUUGAUUCGUUUGAUUUUCGUUUAAAUAAUUAUUUACUUCCAUCGACGGACACAACUUACUAUUGCAAAGUAUUUAAAAUUCCGUCUCGUUUUUCGACAAAACGUCAUGCAAUUGGUUACAAAAUACUUGUUGAUCCAAGUAGUCAAGAUAUAGUACAUCAUAUGACCACGUAUGAAUGUAAUGCUGCAGCUGAGUUCGACGAUGCCAAAUUACCUGAAGGUGUUUGUGAUGACCAUAUCAAUCAGUUCAGUGCGUGCUUGUCAAAUAUGGCUAAUGGAUGGGCAGUCGGUGGUGAUCAUAUAGUAGAAUAUCCUGAAGAGGUCGGCUAUCCUGUUGGCGGCGAUUUUCCCGUCAAAUACUACAUGAUUCAAACACAUUUUGAUAAUGCUCAUCUAGAUUCGGACCGUCAUGACAAUUCUGGUAUUCGAUUUUAUAUUGGCGAAGCACUUCGUCGAUAUGAUCUCGGCUAUCUAACAUUGGGUACAGAAUCAAACCCAGGCGCUAUUGUCAUCCCACCGCAAGCUAGUGAAUUUGUAAUUGAUGCCUUUUGUACACCCAAAGCUACUGAAGGCGGUCAAAAGACAACCGAUGAAAUGUGUCUUCAAACAUUCACCUAUUAUCCUCGAAUGAACGAUCUUUUUAUAUGUGUGUCGUCUUUGUCUGCUGCAGCAUGGCUAACUGUAGCAAAUAGUUCUUCAUUGACUAAUGUUGAAGUAUUUAAACAAUGGUUGCAUAGUAUUCAAUGGACACCUGAAGUAGUCGCCAAAUGGCAACAAUUUCAUAAGAACAGCUCACGUCUUGUUCGUAUUAUUGGAGGUUCAGUUUUCGAGACAGAAUCCCUCGACACCGUACCUAUUUAUCAAGAUUUGAUCACUAUGACAAGUUGCAAUACAGCCAAUCAUCGAACAGAAACAUUCAUUUUUCUCUUAUUCAUCCCGUUAUUAAUGUCAAUAUGA